This is a messenger RNA of Ophidiomyces ophidiicola, 369 nucleotides long. RefSeq names its product RNA processing protein (gene LSM4). NCBI's taxonomy places the organism in Eukaryota, Fungi, Ascomycota, Eurotiomycetes, Onygenales, Onygenaceae. Gene Ontology annotation, biological process: mRNA splicing, via spliceosome; P-body assembly; spliceosomal snRNP assembly. The transcript has 3 exons. The record is from RefSeq and is a predicted model, not a curated record. Gene Ontology annotation, molecular function: U6 snRNA binding. Gene Ontology annotation, cellular component: U6 snRNP; spliceosomal tri-snRNP complex; P-body. The coding region runs from base 1 to 369 and encodes 122 amino acids.
AUGCUUCCUCUAGGUCUUCUCAAUGCUGCGCAAGGUCACCCGAUGCUCGUAGAGCUGAAGAAUGGAGAAACCCUCAAUGGUCAUCUUGUCAACUGCGACAGUUGGAUGAAUUUAACUCUCAAAGAGGUUGUACAAACAAGCCCCGAAGGAGAUCGCUUUUUUAGAUUACCCGAGGUUUACGUGAGGGGAAAUAAUAUAAAAUAUCUCAGAGUUCCGGAAGAAGUUGUCGACCUCGCUAGAGAUCAGCAGCAGCAAAAUCAAUCCUCUAACCGCGGGCGUGGGGGCCCACAGCAGUCCCGUGGUGAAGGAGGGCGGGAACGCGGUAGAGGCCGCGGUGGAAGGGGCCGCGGAAGAGGGCGAGGAGGAUGA